GGCGUUGGCUCGAUGGCAGCUGGCUGGCUUUCAGACAGAUUUCCAGCUCAGCCGCCGCAGUCGCAAUCUUAGCUUCGACUCUUUCCAUUAGUACAUUCCGCAUCUAUGCGCGGGUUUUAGUUGUCGAUCAAGUCUUGCUGUGAUCGCGCUUGGCGGACGCGUUUCCCUUGCUCAUUUCGUUUGCAGCUGUGCAGUGCAAGCUAUCUGUUACAUUUUGGACAUUUGCAGGCAACUCGAACCGCUGCUGAAUUAAAUUGUCUAUUUACCUAGUCGCUUGCGAAAUUUUGACAAUCGAAAUCGGCUUACGAAAUGUGUGUUGAUGAGUGCGACUGCGUUGUGGGUUUUUGUUUUCAGCAAUUACUUAACGUUGGCGUUUAGUGGAUUUUUUAUUGUGCGCAGGACUGGUAUGGAAUGUGAAAAAUUAUAUGUGCGGUCAAUAAUUUCGUUGCUCUACGAAUAUGUAGAGUGAAUAAAGAACAAGUUAUGUAAGCGCAGUGAGGAGUGUGAAACACUAGUGAAAAAAUAGCAUUAAAAGAAAAGUACAGUCAAUUCGAAAAUAUAUACUAUGCACAAAAAAAUGUUAUUUGUAGCGCAAAAAAUUUUAAACGAAACUGUGCUAAAUAAUAUCAAACUUAAUUAAAAACUAUAUUGCGACAAAAUGAAAAAACUCUAUGCCAAAGCGUCAUUUAAGAGCAAAAAACCCAGCCAAAAACACGCCAACCAGGAUUGCGUCGAUGGCGGCAUCUACAUCAGCAAACCGCAGCAUGGUCCAAUUAUACUCGCUUAUCAAAGCGCACCCACACAACAACAACAGCAACAGCAUCCUGCUGAUAUGGAUAUGAACACAGCAACAUUGCGCAAAAUUCACAAACGUUCUGUGCCGCCCUCUGCCGAUGCCGCAGCUGCCAGUAAUGAAGAUGAAUCAUUUUUCCCACCACCACCAUCGCGCACGCCCUCUUCAGUAUCGUCGCUGUCCGCGAGCAAUCCCUCGAACGCGCGUCCGUUUCCGCCAGACGAUGCGCACUAUUAUUACUCCAUACAGGAGCUGCAGCAACUUAAUAUGCUCGAUCAUCGACACCCGCACUUCCAUCGCCAACAGCAGCAACAUCAAUUGCUGCGUCAAUCCAAUUCAGCUGCAACCGCCACCGCCACCGCCGUCUCAGCGGCAACUACAUCCGCCCCGGCCAUUUCGUUCUAUGAGCAUCAUAAACUAGUGCUGCAGCUUCCCAUGGCCGCGUCGACACCGCCGACAACAACUACGAUGCCUGAUGCAUCGAUAACACCAACAACCACUUCGCCCAUCUACGAAGCACCACAAAUAGUCAACAAUGCUACUGGCUACAGCGGCGCGCGUUCGCUGGACUACUUCUACAAUUAUCAUCCGCGUCGUUCGCUGCGCCCAGCCUCUGCUGCGGGUGGCAUUGAUGGUCAUUAUUUGUUGGACGACGAUGAUGAUACCGAUUUCGUGGCGGACGAUGAUGACCGAACGGCCACUGGCUUUGGAUCAUUGCCUAUUGUUGAAGCGAGGGCAAGCACUAGACUGCUGGGUUCAUCGCCUACUACGACUGUAUCGCCGCAGUCUUCCUCGCUGUCGUUCAAUAAUCUACGCAAAUUGCAACACACACACUCGAUGCCGUCAAUUUGCAUGAAGAACGACAGGUCGGAGGGAGGCAAUGAUGGCGAUAGUAUGGAUGACAAUGUUGGCGGACUGCAACAAUUGCAUCAAUAUAGGAUGCAACAGCUACGGCUGCAACAACAACAACAACAACAACAUAGCGGUCAACAAUAUCACCCCCAAUCGGCGCGUCAUAAUUCGGUCAACGCGAAUUUAAUUAGUAAUUGGCCGGCGACAGUCAGCGCUGGAAAUAAUGUUGAACAAAGUAUUAUUGGCGCCCGUGCCUCUGUCAUGGUUUACGACGAUAACCUGAAACGCUGGGUGCCAUCGGGCACCUCAGCCGGCCUCAGUAAAGUGCAGAUCUAUCAUCAUCAACUGAACAACACAUUUCGCAUUGUUGGACGCAAACUGCAGGAUCACGAGGUGGUGAUCAACUGUUCCAUACUUAAAGGACUCAAAUACAAUCAAGCCACGCCCACAUUCCAUCAAUGGCGCGAUUCAAAAUUUGUUUAUGGUUUGAACUUUUCCUCACAAAACGAUGCGGAAGCCUUUGCUCGAGCCAUGGUGCACGCUUUGGAUGUGCUCAGCGGUCGUGUGGCCAACAAUCCUCUCAUGGGCGCUAUGGCUAUGGGUGGGCCACCGACAAAUGGAAAUGGAUAUGAGGAGGAUAUGGGAUAUCGUACGAUGACCAGCGAGGAUGCGGCGAUUUUGCGGCAGCAACAACAAAUCACAGGACAAAUCACACCAUCUGCACAGACGCCAACCUCACAGACCAAUCAAAAUAAUAUACCACAGAGCCCACCCACACCGCAGGGACAUCAUCGCACCAGCAGAAAUUCCCUUAGCGCUCCGGCGGCUCCGCAACCGCAGCCGAUGACAAUGCCACAGCAACUACCGCAGCCACAGCCGCCAUACGGCCAGGCGGGACAGCCGAACGGAUUGCAGCAACAGGCGCAGAUACCGCCCGCUCCGGGUCAGCCACAGUACCACGCACCACAGCAGAUGCAACAAGCUCCACAGGCCUCGCACGCCGUCUAUUCCGCACAACAGCUGGUAAACGCCGGCUAUCCGCCACAAGCACAGCAGCAGCCGCCGCCACAAUGCAUACCAAGCGCGCCCCAGCCGCCAAUGCCGCCACCGCAUCAAAAUGGUGUAGGUGGAGGCGGCGGCGGCGGCGGACCAAUUUACGUUUCUUCAUCUCAAUCGCAGCCAGCGCUGCCCACAUCCGUUAGCUCGAGCAGUGCCGUUUAUGGUGCCCAAACAAUACAGAUGCAGCAUCAGCAGCAGCAACAACAACAGCAAUCAGCUCCAAGUGGGGUACUGCAGAAUGGUGGUGGAGCUGCUGCACCUCCACCGCCUCCCCCACCACCAUUCGGGGGCGCAGGGGCACCAGCUCCUCCUAUGAUGGCCGGCGGUGUUCCUCCAGCACCAAUGCCGCCGCCAACAAAUAUCAAUCGGAGCGCACCACAAGCGCCUGCUGCACCGCCACCACCGCCGGCAGCAGCUGCGGCGCCACCACCACCUCCUCCGCCACCAGCGGGAUGCGCACCACCAUCCAAAAAGGAAGAUCCCCAAGCCGAUCUCAUGGGCUCGCUUGCAGCACAGUUGCAGCAGGCCAAGCUGAAGAAGAAUAAACCCACUGCGGCACCCACAGAGAAUAGCGGAAGCAGCACCUCAAGCGGAGGUAGCGGUAACUAUGGCACAAUCGGCCGCAGUUCUUCGGGCAUGGCUUCCAUGAUGGAUGAAAUGGCUAAAACAUUGGCACGACGGCGUGCGCAGGCCGAGAAGAAAGAGCCCGAAGCUGAGCCGGAAGUGAAGCAGCGUCCCUGGGAGAAGUCUAACACUUUGCCACACAAGCUGGGCUCGUCGUCAUCGAACACGAAUUGCAAUGCCGCUUCCAACAACACAUCGAACAGUGGCAGCGAAUCACCACGACCGAUGCGCAAACGUUUUGGCAGCGCCAGUGAAGAGACGAUACUUAAGCAGGUUAAUGGUGAUGGUCUGUCAUUGGCGUUAUCAAGCACUGAGUUGGACACAUUAAAGGCUGAUAUUCUGAAAGAGAUACGCUCUGAGAUACAGAAGGUCAAACAAGAAAUUAUAGAAGUUAUAAAAUCCGAGUUCAAUAGAAGAUAAGAGCAGCAACAGUCUGGCACGAGCAGCAGUAGGAGCCGCCGAACGGUGAUCAAAAAUUUAGUCGGUGAUAAAAAGAUGUAGAUGAAUUCCAGAAUGGGUAGAUGGUGUGGAAACCGCUUGUCGACCUAUUCCUUUUAAUUUAUCUACAAACUGCAGAUAGAGAAAUGCAAAUAACAUUCUUUUUUUUUUAUAUAUUACAUAUAAACAUUUAAAUGGAAGCUAUUACAUAUAAACAUUUAAAUGGAAGCAACUAAAAAAAAAAAAAAGUACGCAUGUUAUACCAAUAUAAAUAUAUAACAAUUCAGCGCUAAUAAAACCGAUAGUAAUGUUCUUGAAAAUGCAACAACAAAAACGAAUAUACAAUGAACUGAAUAUGUAUUGAAAAGUUUUAAAUACAAAUUUAAUGUAGUAUCAAAGGAUAUACAUAAAAAGUCGAAAAAUAUAUUCCCACAUCCCGGCGAGAAAUUCAAACUACUAAAUAUAUUCCGAAAAUAAGAUAGAAUGGAUGAAUUUGCAUGUACAUGUGGCUUGUGGAUUGUCGCAGUUCGAGUCGACGUCGCAUUGUGUAGAUUGAUACGGACAAACGUUUUGCAUUUGGAAAAUAACUUUCGAAAAUACUUCAAAUAAUAAAUUUAAACAUGUUUUCAUAUUAGAUAAUAAAUAAUUGCAAAGAUAUAAGGUAUUUAAGUGUAAUAUAUCGUUGCUCGCUCUAUCUUAAAUUGAAUUUCCAUACUGAUCGAACGACGUUUGCUGUACAUAUUUCUAUUACAUUUAUUACACGAGUAGACAUACAGUUUUUAUUGAAAAACGACAAACAAAUAGUUUAAAUAUAUAAAUACAUACAUACAUAUACUCACACUUAGCUACAUAUAGUAGAACACAAAUUUUGGAAUAGCUUUUUUUUUAACAGUCACUAAAUAAAUGGUUCUGUCAUUUUAAAUUCUUCAUAUACGACCCUCAAGAUUUCUUUCAAGAGACAAAAGUUACACCCAAAUUCCGCGUGCAUUUAAUAUUUGCAAGUACAUGCAGUUUUAUAUUAAUUUUUUGAAUUCAUUCCUCAACGGUUCAUUCUAUUGCGAGAAAAAUGUUGAAUAUACUCGCGAUGGUUCUGCAAUUUAUCUCAAAUUUUCGUUCGGUGUAAUUUAUUUCCCUUGAAAGAGAACUUAAGCGCUGAAGUCCCAAUUUAACUGAACCAACGUCAUAACUUUAAGAAAAUUUAACUUGUAUUAUUUUGAGUGAGAAAUGCU
Messenger RNA from Rhagoletis zephyria (snowberry fruit fly), 4995 nucleotides. Its product is annotated as protein enabled-like. The record is from RefSeq and is a predicted model, not a curated record. NCBI's taxonomy places the organism in Eukaryota, Metazoa, Arthropoda, Insecta, Diptera, Tephritidae. Gene Ontology annotation, molecular function: SH3 domain binding.